Messenger RNA from Lytechinus variegatus (green sea urchin), 2824 nucleotides. Its product is annotated as interferon-related developmental regulator 2-like. Lineage: Eukaryota; Metazoa; Echinodermata; Echinoidea; Temnopleuroida; Toxopneustidae. The coding region runs from base 163 to 1449 and encodes 428 amino acids. The record is from RefSeq and is a predicted model, not a curated record. The transcript has 11 exons.
UUAGGUAAACACAAAUAUGUACGACGAACGAACAGGAAUCUCUUUCUUCUUUUCCCGGUUUGAUGCCGAAAUUUUUGAUAAAUACGCAAGAAGUAUACAUAUAUCUCCCAAAUCCUGAAAUUUAGGUUGUUCAUAUUGUAGUUAAUCUUAUUUAUAGUGACGAUGCCGCGGACAAAUAAGAAGAAAAAGAAGGGCGGUGCCAGGGCUGGCGACAGCAGUGAGUGCGAUACGGCUGAGGAGACAGCGAGUGUCACCAGCAGUCACAUAUCAGAACCAGACAGCAUCGAUGAAGUGAUUGCUAGCCAUGGUUUGGAUGAUGUUGAUGAAAGCAGUGGCCAGGAUGCAUUUGAAGAGAAGAUUAGGGACUUCAUCGAUGGAACGACACAAAAGAGUGCUGCAGGUCGGAAGCACUGUCUGGAGGGUAUCAGAGCAGCUUUCUCAAAGAAAUACAUCUUUGAUUUCGUAGAUAAUAGAAAGAUCACAUUAGCAGACUGCAUUGAAAGGUGUAUAAAGAAAGGUAAAGGUGAUGAACAGGUCUUAGCCGCUAAACUAUUGAACACAUUAUGGAUCCAGCUUGGGGCAGGAUUAGAAUGUGAGGAAGUGUUUACAGCUCUGAGACCCGUCCUCAUGACCAAGGUCCAAGAUAAAACCGCUGCACCUGCUGCAAGAGCAAGCUGUGCUACUGCUUUAGGACUUGGAACAUUUGUAGCAGCUGCAGAGUUUGAGACUGUAUGCAGCUGCAUGAAUGCUCUUGAGGACAUCUUUAGCGCUUCAUACCUGAAAGGUGACGGGACUAGUCCUACCCAUAAACCUGGUAUAUCUACCCUACACACGGCAGCACUCAAUGGCUGGAUGCUACUACUGUCUAUAACACCUCCUUCUAGGAUACGAGUAAUAGUUGAAACACAUUUACCAAAGCUUCCAGAUCUAUUGUCUAGUGAGGAUGUCAAUUUAAGAAUAGUAGCCGGGGAAGCUAUAGCUAUGCUAUAUGAACUAGCUAGAGAAGAUGAUGAGGAAUUUGAAGGUGAUGAUAUAGAUGAUCUUGCAAUGAAGUUAAGAAAUCUAGCCACAGACAGCAACAAGCAUAGAGCCAAGAAAGAUCUGAGGCAUCAACGGUCUAGUUUUAGAGACAUCAUACAGACUAUAGAGAACGGUGAAUCCCCACAGGAGCUUGUCAAGUUUGGGGUAGAAUGUUUAGAGAUAGAUUCAUGGGUGAGAAAGAGGCAGUAUUCUAUCAUCAGGGAGUCUUUAGGCUCAGGUACAAACACACAUCUGCAGGAAAACCCGUUACUCAGGGAUAUAUUUGGACUUGGGGCUCCCCUCGUUAUUGGGCCAGGGGGCCACAAAAAAGCAUCAAAGUCAGAGAGGCACCAUUUUAACUCGGCUGCAUUCAAGGCUCGCACCAAAGUCAGAAGCAAGCAACGGGACAAGCGUGUAGCAAUAUACUGAAAUCAAUUGUAGUUACGAUUUUAUUAUCCUAGCUUUAUAUAUUAUUCUGUAUUUCUUAGAAAUGUUAUGGCCUCGGAUGCCGCAUUGACUGGCCUCAUAGCCCCUCUCAUAUGCCUUGGAUAUUUUUGAUUUUCCCAUGCAAGCUGUGAUAUCAAAAUGUGCCCUGUAGAAAAGCUGCCUUGCACUAAGGCCUGAAGUUUAUACCCCAAUCUCGCCCAGCUAUGGCUUGGUCGGUUUUGAUAACCACAAUGGUACAACAAAAUGACAGUGUGGUCUAUGUCAUAAUGAUAAUAAUAAUAAUAGUCAGUUCUUGUAUAGCGAAUAACACAUUAUGAACCAUGUCUCUAUGCGCUUUCAAAGGACUUGGAUAUUAUUACCCUGGCUGUAGCUGAAGCAGCUUUUACGCACUCGGUAUUUCAAGAAAUAAAUUUCUGCCAGGUACCCAUUCACCUCACCUGGAUUGAGUGCAGCACAAUGUAGAUUAAUUCCUUGCUGAAGGAAACUAUGCCAUGGCUGGGAUUUGAACCCACGUCCCUCUUUUUUAAAGUCCGGAGACUAAUCCACCGGGCCACAAUGCUCCAAGCAAGGUCAGGGUCUUGAUCAUGUUGGGUCAAGGGAUUCAGUGUUGUGGGCCAAAUCCUGGGGAACUAAAAAGUAGCCUGUGAUUUUCACAGAUAACUGCUAUGAACUACUGAAAUCCUUGUAUCUGAUUGGCUCAGAAUGAGUUAGCUUUGUGAAACGCUCCCCUGUUGCACAACCGGUCUUAAUCCUCUCUUGGUCCCUAUUUUCUACAAACUUCUACUGUGUCUGAGGGUGCAUUUCGUCUCCUUUAUGUGUGAACGUUUUAUCAACAUUAUUGUCCGAAUAGUUGUCAGAUCUGACAACUCUCCUGAUGGUAACUGUCAGUUAAAACCGGAUUAAAAAGAUGGAAUAGACCUAAACUUCCAAGUUACCUCCUGUAAUGAGACAUCAAUGCAAUUUAAUUUGGAUUUGAAUUCAGAGCUGUGCAUUUUCUAUGUAACGUACAAAUUUUAGCCGGGGGAGGGGGGGUAACAGAAAGAGGUCUAUACAAUUAUUAUUUUGUUAUUAAUCAUAUCUGUUAAUACAUGGUUUUCCAUAGACUUACAGGAUCACUUUGUUGUACAAAUGAUUGAAAUCCUUUGUGUUACAGUCUCCAUUUACACGGUCACCUUUUAAGGCAAAACUGCUCCUGGAAUACCAUUAAUAACAAAUGCUAAACAUGGUAUAAGUCGGUUAUUGCAUCAUGACCAAUAUUAUGUGAUUUCAGUGGGUGAGAACACUAGCUGCCAACUAGACUAUCUUUGUAGGUCUGAUAUGUGUGGUGAGCCCUCUACUGGUGAAAUCUCCCUAACAA